AUGUCCAAUCUACCAACGCUAGUUUUCAUACCUGGCUCCUGGCAUCAACCUACAUGCUAUAACAAAGUCACCAAACUCCUCCAAGACCAGCAUAAGUUGAAAUGUGUCUUGGUAACACUCCCUUCGACGGAGGGAAACCCAGCCGCGACCUUCAAAGAUGAUCUCGAUGCUGCCCGUGGAGCUAUAUCUAGCGAGACAACCCUUGGGCGCGAUGUUAUAGUCCUUGCACACUCCUAUGGCGGAAUAGUUGGCAACAGUGCCAUCAAGGGAUUCGCCCAGCCGCCUCGAGCCGUCACAGCAAGCCAAACCCAGCCCUCAACAGAUGGGCAUGUUAUUGGCCUUAUUCUCAUAGCCUCUGGCUCUACCCUGACAGGCCUCGCAUUUAUGGAUCCAUUAUUCGGCCAUCCUCCUCCUUCUUGGCGUAUUAAUAGUGAAACAGGCUUCGCCGAGCUUGUGGCUUCUCCUCGCGAGUUCUUUUAUCACGACUUACCAGACGAAGAGGCGGAAUUUUGGGUUUCUCAGCUCACUACCCAAAGCCUUAAAGCAUUGUUUGAGAGCGGUGAAUACACCUAUACCGGUUGGAAGGAUGUACCUGUCUGGUACCUUGGCACCCUCGAAGACCGUGGUUUUCCAGUGCUGGUGCAACGAAUGCAGGUGGGUAUGGCGAGGGAGAUGGGUGGAAGCGUGGAGCAUAGGGAGCUACCGACAAGCCAUUCGCCAUUUCUAAGCCAACCGGAGGCGACGGUGAGCAUUAUACUAGAGGCUGUCCAGGCCUUUACAGGAAAGGCGGGGGAAAACAAAGUGCACGAUCGUGGCAAGGCGAUAGUAGCACCGAAAGCCACGCUGUGGCAGCCCGCUACGUGGUUUAGAUUUGGACUACCGUUGACCUUUGGCCGUAUUAUAGGGAGGUGUAUUGUCAUAUAUAGCUGGGGAAGAAGGCUAGUUAGGUCUAGAUAG
Messenger RNA from Arthroderma uncinatum, 957 nucleotides. RefSeq lists its product as uncharacterized. The coding region runs from base 1 to 957 and encodes 318 amino acids. The record is from RefSeq and is a predicted model, not a curated record. NCBI's taxonomy places the organism in Eukaryota, Fungi, Ascomycota, Eurotiomycetes, Onygenales, Arthrodermataceae. The transcript has a single exon.